GAAUCUUUAGGACCAGACCAGACUGCCUUUUGUAAUUUUGCCUUUUAUUUUGUCAACAAAAAAGGCCCCAUUGAACGUAUAAAUUACAAAAUAAAACAAAAGCAACUGUUUUAUUUUGUUUCAGUUAUUUGUGCUCGCGAAAACCCUACACACUCCGAUCUCCAUUUGCUUCAACUUCUUUGUUGAUUUCUGAAGGCAGAUAGAUACGUUCUGUUCGGACUCCGAAGAGACCAUUUACACAGGCCAAAUAAUCGUUAAAUAUGUCAUUUGCGUUGACACCUUCAAAGAGACCCCAUGAUCGGAGCUCAUGGGAGCUUAAUGGAAAGGGGAAAUGGCAAAAGUCCGCAAAUUUUAGUCUGCAGUCUCAAGCGCUGAAAAUUUCCCCUCGUAGCACUGUAUUUCGUGUUCUAUGUCCUGCUUCGAAGACUGGCGGUGUGAUUGGGAAAGGUGGCAAUGUUAUAUCACAGAUACGCCAAGAAACUGGUGCGAAGGUCAGAGUUGAGGAAACAGUUCCUGGAUGUGAUGAACGAGUAAUUUCUAUUGCAGGCUCUGAUAAAGAGACAGAAGCUAGUAAUGAGCAAAACAAGGAGGGUGGUGAAGAUAGUAAUAAUAAUAUCACUGAAGAGAGUGAUGAGGCUGAGGAACAUGAGGAAAACAGUGGAGAUAAGGAAUCUUCUCCAGCUGCAGAUUCACAGACUGGAAAAGCAACUUCAUCUGUGCAGAAGGCCUUGUUACUCGUUUUUGAAACAAUGGUCGAAGGAGAACCUGAUGAGUGUGAUGAAGGUGAUGAAGGUGAUGAAGGUGAUGAAGAAAGUAAGGAGCCAUCUUGCUUUGUUGUCAGGCUACUUGUGCUUUCUAGCCAAGUUGGCUGCAUUCUGGGGAAAGGUGGAAGUGUAAUCAAGCAAAUAGCAGCAGAGAGUGGUGCACAGAUCCGAAUUCUUCCUAGAGACAAACUUCCUUUAUGUGCAUCACAAGCUGAUGAACUAGUUCAGCUGACAGGGGGAUUGGAUGCAGUUAGGAAGGCUCUUCAAUGUGUUUCUCAACAGCUUUUGGAGAAUCCACCACGUGAUCGUGAUUCUUUUCCUGCAAGAAGGCCUACUGGGCCAUCAUCUAAUCCAUUUGGUCCCCCUUUUCCUAAAUCAGAAGCAUAUCCCCCACCAGCCUUUCGUUUCCCUGCUCAAGGACCAUAUGCUGCCGGGCCCCUUGAUGGCGUUGAUUAUGCUUCACCUUUUCCACCAUCAAUUCCUAAAUUCCAUGACAAUUUUAUCCCAGGAGGAAUGAAACCUUCUCAGGAAAUCUUAAUCUUUAGGUUAUUGUGUCACAAUGAGAAGGUUGGUGGUGUAAUAGGGAAGGGGGGAACUAUAAUUAAGACACUUAAACUUGAAACAGGCUGUGAUGUUAAAAUUCUUGAAGGAGUUCCUGAUUCAGAUGAUCGAAUCAUUGUGAUAUCUGGUCCGGCGAUUCCGGAUGAAAGGAUAUCUGCUGCACAAGAUGCAGUUCUACGAGUCCAGGCUAGGUUAGUUAGGGCUGUGCCAGAUAAGAAGGAGAAAAUCGUCUUAGCUCAGCUUCUCGUCUCCUCCAGUCAGAUUGGUUGCCUUCUUGGCAAGGGUGGCUCCAUUAUAGCCGAAAUGAGGAAGGCAUCUGGGGCUCAGAUUCGUAUAUUAGGGAAGGAUCAGAUUCCCAAGUGUGCUUCAGAAAACGAAGAAGUUGUUCAGAUAACGGGGGAAUUUGAAGCAGUUCAAGAGGCUCUUCUGCAGAUAACUAGUAGGCUGAAGCAUCAUUUGUUUCGUGAUGCAUUUUCUUCUAUCAACCAUCCUUCACAUCCUGCCUUUCCGGAUCAAGCACCUUCAUUUCCUUCAUAUGUGGGAAGGAGGGAACUCUCACCUUCAGGAAUGUUUCCUAAUUUGGGCCCAUCAUUUCACAAGUUUGAACAUGUUGGUGGCUUGCCUCAUCAUGGUCGAAUUCAUCCUCAUGAUGAGCGAUCUGCUUUUGUUCACAGUAUUCAUAGGCCAGGCAUCCCCCCUCAUAGUUCUGAACGACUACCUUCUUCAGCGCCGUGGGGACCUCAGGCACGGACUGAUGGUGGUGGUCCUGUGGGCGUUUCUGAGUACCCUGGAGGCCCCCAAAGAAGAACUGGGGUUCAUGGAGGUGGAAGCCAACCAGCCAUUAUCACAAACACCACUAUGGAAGUUGUUGUACCUCGAUCUCUUGUUCCUUCAAUUUAUGGAGAGGAUGGAGGCUGUUUAAAACAAAUACGACAGAUAUCUGGAGCAAAUAUUACUAUCACUGAACCCAGACCUGGAGACACGGAGACUGUAAUUAUAAUAUCUGGAGCACCUGACCAGACUCAUGCUGCACAAAGUCUUCUUCAAGCAUUUGUGAUGAGCGGAGCAGAUUCUUCUUGAGAUUCCUCAACAUUUGGCUGCCCUGUUUCAUGAUAAAGCUACACUUGGCUUGGUGCUCCUGGUAAUGAAUAUAGGUUAUGUGAACUUUUAACUUUUUUCGCAGUGGCUUUGCUCCUCAUGAUAUCUUUCUACUGUCAAUACUUUAAAAUAAAAUAAUUGUACAUGUAUAAGGAAAAGUCGUAUAUCCCCACACUAUUUGAGAGUACUGCUUUUCUCUGAAAAUCGUAGUACUUGCAUCAAUUUUUGGAGUAGAAAAUGCACCCUUCCCUGGGUACAUGGUCUCAACACUCAAUGUUGUUCAAAACCCUAGAGCAGAUUAUGAUUUUGCUAGAUUUCUGAAAUAUUUCUCAGAAAGCCAGGCUCGAUGGGGUCUCACCCCUAGACAUUUGAAUUAACAUUUAAUUCCACUAUGGUGUUAACAGUAUAUAUAUAUAUAUAUAUAUACACUAGAGUGGUUAAUUGUUAAACUUUGUCUACUAUUAUAUAUAUAUAUAUAUAUAUAUAUACAUACUAGAGUGGUUAAUUGUAAAACUUUGUCUACUAUUUUUGUAAUUGUGAUAUACUAUAAAAUAGGAUGAACUAUGGUGUACUAAUGCCUAGGGCAGCAAAGUGGAUACUUCAAGGGCUAAUUAUAAUAUUAUAUGCUCACGUUAUUACAAACAGGGGGCAGAAUAAGAUAUUUGAUAGGCGGUAAUUUGGUAGAGCUAAAUUAGGGUUGAGAUAUAUAACUUACAAUUGUAGUAUGGGAUAAAAAUGAAAGAACUGAUCAACAUUUAUUAGUAGUUCUGUAACAAUAGCUUGUAUGCAUUCAGAUGUCAAAUGUUAAGAUACAGUUUUUAUAUGUUUUUUUUUUUUGAAGGGAUGUGUGUGACGUCAAUUGAUUCACAACAGAAAAGUAAUAUAACAGAGGGCCAUGAGGUCCGUAAUCCAGUGGAAGUCUCACCUUUACAGCGUCUUGGGAGCCUGAACAUUUACCAUUGCCCCUUACAGAAAAUUAAAUAUCAAUCUAUAAAAUUUUCAGAUAUGGACUUGGAAAAACCAAGAAAGUAGCACUAGCACAGAGAGAGACCUGAGAAUGGAGGUCUUUAUGUCUGGGACUCUAUCACACCAAUUAAAUUCUAACUUUUUGAUGAAAUUUUUCUUCGGGCCAUGGGAUGUUAACAUAAUGAUACCGAAGCAUCUAUACAAGGAAUUUGGUGGCUUGAUCCUUGAUCCUUAUUUCUCAGCUGUUAGAUUAGGAUUUCCAGCAGAGAGGGUACUGCAUUAUGAUGCAUUGGGCUUUUGUUGUAAGGGCUUUCAUUGUAUUUUGCUGAAUUAUUAAACAUUAUACCCAUAUCUGGGGUCUAAAGGGGAGUAUGGAAUGAAUUUUAAUCAGUAAUAUUGUGGGGCCCAGAUGUAGAGUAUAUAGAUUUUCUGGACAUGGUACAGUUUUAAAUAGUCUAAUGAGAUCAGACUUCUCUCAUUAUGUGUGGGAGGUGACUGGUUAGUUUUUCAUUGUUAUAGGUUGCUUGAAAUGUUGUAAUCUGGUGGUCAAAAGGGAGUCAAAAUUGUCUCCAUAAGCAGAGUUGCAACUCAUUGAAAUUUAGAGUGAUUUUUGGUGAUGGAAUAGAAUUUUAUGGUCUUGGUGUGAGAGAUAGUCUAUUAUCCUAUGGGUUGAUUGAUGGUGCAGGACAGGUUUGGGAGAUCUAAUACAAGUCUAAGGAUUAAGUGAAUUGGGUUUGGGAAGGUGAUGCAGGAGCAUUUCCUUGGACCGCACUGAACCUGUUUGAGAACUCCGACCGAGAACUGGGUCCAAUUUGGGUUUUGGUAUGGUAGGAUAUUUUAGGAUUUUAUUAUAUUCUUGGGAUCUUUUGUAAUUGUUAAUUGUGAGUUUUAGUUAGAGUUAGAUACGUAGGAUUUCAGGUUUCCUAAUUGCUUUAAUUUCCUUACUGAGUUAGUUUCAUAGUUGAGAAUUAGUUCUUAUUUUUAGGAGUCUUUUAUUUCUCUUUAAAUAGGCUUGUAAUCCCCAUAGUGGGAUUCGAUUUGAGAAUGAACUGAAGUUGACUUUGUGUGGUGUGAGCCUGUGUGUGUGUGAGUCCAACCCCUUCUCUUCUCUUCUCUUCCCUUUCUUCCCUCCCUGUGCGAGAGUUCCCUACUUCUUCCCAUUGUUCUGCACUACAGCAGUACCUUCCUUUAUCUUUAUCUUUUCCUUUCUAUUUCAGUUCUUUAGAACUUGUUAGAGUGCUCUGUUUUCUUUUGGCGACUUAACGGUCCUCACUGUUUGGGCUUGACCUUACUCACCUCUCGUCCUUUCCUUCUGAAAAUUUGCAUGAGGGGUCCAUGGCUUAUAUGGCAGAGAAGAACACAUCCAGUUUCAAUCCAGAUCUUGUGACCUCCUCGUGGGUGAUUUUUAGAGGUUUUAUUUCUUCUAUGUAACCCACUUUAUGAUCUGUAGUCGAUGGAUUUCAGAGGGAUAUGGGUUGUGACCCUUCAGCUGGAAACUUUCCUUGAAAGGGCUUGUAUCUUGUGAGUUCUCUCUCCCUAAAUCGAACCUCUUCUCUGCUGGUUGCUGAUUUUUAGUAUCGUGAGGACAUGAGCUUGAAGACGAUGCCCUUCCUUUCUUUCCGCUCCGCAAUAUGCUUGUUUUUGGCAUUAAUUUGCUUUGGGCAAGGGAAUGCUACCCUGUUGGUGCAGGUGCAGGUGCAGGUGCAGGUGCAGGUGCAGGUGCAGGUACAUGCCAGCGCAUGGGCCAAUGUGAGGGCGUGCGGGAGCAUCUUCAGCGCAGGGGCAGCACGGUCUUACUGCACUCGCUGUCUAGGCACACACCUGCGCCAGCUUUUUUCAUUUACUUUUGUACGUCCAUUGUUCCCAUCAAGACUACCCUUCCUCUCUUUUGUUUUAAUUGCUUUAUGCCUCUAUUUCUUUGCCAUCGAAAUUACCACUCCUGCUCACCUUUAUUACUCAUUGCCCACCCUUUUGAUUCACUUCCGAGUCUAACCGUACAAUCGUACAUAAUAAAUACUUGUUUAGUCUAUCAAGUGACCUUCCCUUUUUGGUUAAUUACAGCCAUGCCACUCCCCCUUUCAGAUAUUUACAGUUCUGCCACUUAAUUCUUGAGUUGAGCUAUUUAGUGAUUGGGUGGGCAUUAGUGAACCCAAUAGGGUUUUGUGACCAGGGUUCUGCAUCAGGAGUCAUACUAACAUAAAACUCAAAAUACAGUCUUUUAAACUCCAAAAUCAGAAAAAGAGGGACAAUUCCUUAAUGACUACUUUUUCCAGCGAUAAUUACUUCUCUAGCAAUAAAUUUCUAGUAGAGGAAAUAUCACUCCCCUCCCCUGUGCUUAGUCGUAAUAUCACUUUCCCCCUAGCUAGUUUGAAAAAUAUCACUCCCCUCCCCCUAAUCUGAAAGAUUCUAUCUAUCGUCUCUGUCCGUGAGAAAGGGCUGUUAAGUGAUGACAUCAUCAGUACUCUAUGCUUUGUAAUACCCAAACUACCCUUAAAGACAUGUAUUAUCAAAUCUAACCUCAUUAGAGGAAUAAGGAAAUGAGUUCAAAACGAAGUUCAGCAAACCUUUUUUCGUGAGUUUCGGUUAAACUGAAACCUAUAACCUUCCCCAUUGGUGUUGCCCAGCGUUCCAUUGAAGCUAGGAGUUGGGUUGAAGCUCUUCCAACCUGAACCCAACCGAAGCCCUCUCGUUUCGUGUUGACAGAGAUCAAUAAACAAGUUAAUUUCAAGGGCUUCAAUCUUGGUAAUGCGCUUCUUCGAUCUGAUUCUCCCCCCAAAUUGCUUCGAUCCUCUGGUUCUGCAGCUCCAGAUUAUUUCAAUCAUCAAGUUAUUCUGCAACAAAAUUCUUCCUGAGUUGCAGACCUUGUUUUGUUCAGGAAGCAUAUGGUGAGACCGUAUCUCUCUUCCCUUCUGUAAAUUUCGUGCUUCCUUUGCCGUAAAUAUUCGUCUGAAUCCUCCGUUCCUUGCCUCGAAUAUUCCCCAGGAACUCAAAAUCCAAUUCUUUAAGGUUUGUCUCAAAUAUAUCUCCAUUUGACAUUUAAAGCAAACCCAGUAGUGAAAUCAGAAAAACCCAGGAAAAAAAAAUAUGAUCCGAGUCUGAAUUGAUCGACCAAAAACUCACAUAAAACACGAAGACAACACCAGCUGUGUAAUCUGCCGGUAGCUUAAUCGAAGCACUAAAGAACCCAUGCAAGUAAAUGAGUAAUGGUCCUGAGAGACAAACCCAGCACCUGUUUUUUCCCAAAGAAAUCAGAAAUAGAAAAAAACCCAAAAAAUAGAGGAAUAGAGCAGAGCUGUGUAAGCAACAGAGAAGACAAGCGACCUCAUCUUUCAUUUAGUGGCAUAUGAAGAGUUUUGCCAUUCUUUAAUAUCGUGAGAUUAUCAUCCCCAAACAAAUGAGAAUACCCUUCAUCGGAAGACAAGAUGGGUACGUUCUGAUUCUUAGGAGUUGCAGAAGUCAAAACCAGCACAGAAAAUACCAUAACAAAUUCAGAGGGGUUAUGGGGUACGGCACCUUGCCAAGGCACCCCAACAACCGAACUGGCACUCUUAAGUGGUGAGGAUGACGGGUGACCCUUUCCGAUCUAUUUUCACCUUUCUCAGAAACAAUUCAUCAGUUGGUAAAGAGAUAUGAAGAUGAGAAAUGGCCAUUUUAUUGAUAGAUACAGUCCGUCCAUCCCCUCUACCAUGAGGUGGGUUUUGGAUUUUCGAUUUCAAAGAACAAUUAGGCUCUGUUUUAAGUCAGGUGCUUGCUUCCUUCUUCUUCAGCGUCUGCAAUCACCAAUGGAGUGAAAUGGAAGGCAUCUUCCUUUGUUUUAGUGAAAAGGUAGAAGUGUCAAUUCACUAUCCUUGAAGGGUAGUUUGGGUAUUAUGAAGCAUGGGGUACUGAUGAUGUCAUCACUUAACAGCCCUUUCCCACGGAUAGGGAUGACAGAUAGAAUCUUUCAGAUUAAGGGGAGCCGGGGAGGGAAAUGAUAUUUUCAAACUUGGUAUGGGAAAGUGAUAUUACGAGUAAAUAUUGGGGAGGGGAGUGAUAUUUCCUCUUUCUAAUAAAUACCCCAAUUGGCAUUACAACAUUAGUACAUAACAGUUUUGACCCCAAAGAAAAUAAAAUAAAACAAACUACAAGUAAAUGAAAUAUGCAGCCACAGUAGUUAGUAAGGGACAUCUAUCCACGGUAAGGUGAUGUGUGGCUGUGUACGUCUGUGUUCUCUGGUAUGCCCUAAAAACCUGAUUGAUGUCCUCAUCAGUUGGUAAACCAGUGAUCUGUUUAGGCGUAAACAUAUCUUUUCUCCCUUUCCUUCUUCUAUUACUCUUCCUCUGUUGAUGUUAUUUCGUCUCUCUUAUGGAUUCACUGAUCUGAUUAUGAUGAUAGGUCUGAACUCUCUGUCUGGGAUCCAUCCUAGAUCUGUUUCCACCCCAUCUCUCUUUGUUUCUUGGCUCAUUACAGCAGGCUAUUUAAGGUCUGUUAACUUGUCUGCAUGACACAAAUGUAACUGCUGGUGAAAUGUGGUGUUCAAUGAAGAUAAAUCUAAAUUAUUGGUCGUAGGUUGAUCAGCCAGCCUCAACAUCAAAGUGGAAAUGCCCCAAGUGGACGACUUGACUUUUGUUGGCUAGUAUAAUGUCAUUUAAACAACUCCCACAAUGCAAAUUACACCUUAAAAUAGGAGUCUGAUUUUGUAGCUGAAUUUCUCUUGAUAUUUGAAGCAAUUGUUUAUUUAAAAUUUAGUUUUCUUAUUGUGGAAUUUCUACCAGAUGCCUUUUUUUUUUUUUUUGUGUGUGUGUAUGUUGAAAGAAAUAAAUGGCAGUCGGACUAUUCUAUGAGAUUAAAAUGUUCAAUCAAUUUUCAGUUAUUGGUCUUGAAGUUUAGAUAGAGCUUCUGAGAAUCUGUGUUAGAUAGUAAUGAUGAGCAUUAAACAACAAAAUCCUUCAUAAAUAUGGGAAGGACCUUGAAUAAAAAAUAAACAGAAAAAAGCAUGAAAUGAUAUUAAGGUUCUGCAGGAAUCAAGUUUUGAGUGGGAUCAACAAGAGAAUCAUUGAGAUUCUCUUGUUUUAUGAUACAGUGAAACUGAUGUAGCAUUGGUAACCUACAGUCUUCUCAACUAGAGUUAUGAAUAUUAUUGGUUCUGAUUCCGAGAGUGAAGUUUUGGAGAAUUGGGUCACGGGAGAACUUAGAAUGUGUCUAUGAGUUAAAGAAUAGGUUUGAAAUAGUAGGUUUAGCUGUUUAGGGUAUAAAUUAGAGAAGGGGGAUCUUAGAAUUUGGAAUUCAAUGAAAAACCUUGAAGGGAUGAAUAUUUUGGAAAGACAUGGGUGCGGUUGGGGAAAGAGGGAUUAUUCUAGCCUAAGUUGGCUUGGAAAUUCCUACUAAGUAGUCACUCAAUUUUGGCUUUUAAAUAGAUUAAAGGCUACUCAUUCUGGGAAUAAACUGAGAUCUGUAAAUCCAAAUUCCUAGAAUAUAAUUAAAUUGAGUAGACUCUAUCCCUGAUGAAAUUAUUAGACUUAAAAUUUUAAACAUGAUCUUGUUGCCCCAACAUAGGAGCACGGAGAUCGACAUGGAAAUAUCCAUGGCUCAGUAGCUAUCCAUUUUUGUUAUCAGUCUGCAAACCAUACCUUGGAAAGCUCCAAUAUGGUUCGUACUCAUCAUUUGGUCCUGGUUCCUGCUCCACAUCUUGUAUUCGUACCUAAAGAGCAUUGAAGGGAGCAUCUUACUGAUUGUUAAAAGCUUUGGCUUUCCCUAGAAGCAAACAAAUGUUUCAACCAUUGGUACCUUGACAACCUGAGACCUAAAAUAUGACCUGUGAAGUUUUUUUUCCCCUUGUCAGAUUUUGAAGCUGAACCCCGAAUUGUGUUUAAAUCUUGUGAUUUCAAAAGAGACUUAACUUGUUGCAGCUGCUCAUUGGCUGAAAGUUCAAGUUCGGAGAUGUUGAAGUAGCUUAACCUCAAAUUUAAAAUAUUUCCCUUCGGACUUUGUUGAAAUCUGAAACUGUCACUAAUUUGUGCAGUGAAUAUGUGCUGUGUUAGCAUCUAUUUGUUAAAAGUCACAUGAUACUUUUUGUUUGAAAUGCACUGAGCACAGAAUCUCUUGGGAGAACAAUUUGAAUUAAAUUAGAACUGGAGAGUGCAGAAGAUGAAUAGCAGUGUGAACAUCCUUAGAGGAGUAUUAUGAUAAUUUGAUUAGAAAGAGGUUAAUUAGGUAACUCUUGGAUAUGCGGAGACUGCCCUUGUGACGAGGUCUUUAUUAUGGGAAUUUCCCUUGUAAAUCAGAGUCAGAGUCUGAUGAUUUUCUACAAAUAAGAGUGAAGAUGGGUGAUACUGUAUUUGUGAGGAAUACUUUUCUACUUUUGUAUGAGGGCGUUGGGGUGAGCGUACUUACAAAGAUGAUGAAAUACAUAUAGAGAACUGGGACAUUGGAUACUUAAUGAAGAGCCUGGAGGCAGGAUCUGCGGCUUUAGAAAAUAUUAGAUGAUAUGCAGUUCUGACCUCAAACACUCUAUGCAGACUAAACUUCAUGAAGGCACAGUGCACAUUCUUUUUCUCCAAUCAACAUAUUAGAGUUUAUGCUUGAUGAUGGAGUAUUUUCUGUGAAGGAAAAAGUUAGAGUAAUUGCCAAGGUAAUGCAAGUCCUUAUUCCUGCAUAGAUUUUGCAUUUGUUCAAAUUUGGUUGUUAAAUCAACUAUGUUGUUUCUUGGGAAAAGCACAAGGAAAACAGUUCUCAAGGAGGCCUGUGAUCAGAUUCAGAUAAUUCUUCAGUCAGCCAUGGUAGUUAGAUUACAGAAAUGUGGAGUUCAGCUAGGGGGAAAAGUCUUGGAGGCCAUGGCUGUUCAUGUUGACAAUUUAACUUCAAGAAAGAAGUCAAUGUUGUCAACUUGUGUGUGUUGUUGAGUUUCUUAUUUAGUGGGUCUUGUAAGAUAUACCUUUAUUUUGCAUUAGAGAUGGUCUUACUGAGUGUAGAGAUCAAACCCAAUAUAUCUAAAGCAUAAGUUUUAUA
This is a messenger RNA of Macadamia integrifolia, 10376 nucleotides long. Its product is annotated as KH domain-containing protein HEN4-like. The coding region runs from base 261 to 2405 and encodes 714 amino acids. Gene Ontology annotation, cellular component: nucleus; cytoplasm. Gene Ontology annotation, biological process: regulation of gene expression. The record is from RefSeq and is a predicted model, not a curated record. Gene Ontology annotation, molecular function: mRNA binding. NCBI's taxonomy places the organism in Eukaryota, Viridiplantae, Streptophyta, Magnoliopsida, Proteales, Proteaceae. The transcript has 9 exons.